AUGGGAUAUGAAACCAUCUCAAUCUUAGUUCUGUCAAUCGCCGUGAUACUCUGGCGCUACCUCAACGCCACGGACCUGCCCAAGAUCAAGAACCUCCCGGAGAUCCCUGGCGUGCCCAUAUUCGGCAACCUGCUCCAGCUGGGCGAGCACCAUGCGAAGGUAGCUGCGGGCUGGGCCAAGAAGUACGGCCCCGUGUUCCAGGUCCGCAUGGGCAACAAGAGGAUCGUCUUUGUGAACAGCUUCGACUCCGUCAGGCAGCUGUGGGUGAAGGAGCAGUCGGCCCUGAUCUCGCGGCCCACGUUCCACACGUUCCACAGCGUCGUCUCCAGCUCGCAGGGCUUCACCAUCGGGACGUCGCCCUGGGACGAGUCGUGCAAGCGGAGGCGCAAGGCGGCGGCCACGGCGCUCAACAAGCCGGCCGUGCAGUCGUACAUGCCCAUCAUCGACCUGGAGGCGACGAGCAGCAUCAGCGAGAUCUUCGCGGACAGCCGGGACGGCAGCCUGGACGUCAACCCCAUCCCGUACUUCCAGCGGUACGCGCUGAACACGAGCCUGACGCUCAACUACGGCAUCCGCAUCGACGGCAACAUCCAGGAGAGCCUGCUGAAGGAGAUCGUCGACGUCGAGCGCGGCGUGUCCAACUUCCGCAGCACGAGCAACAACUGGCAGGACUACAUCCCGCUGCUGCGCUUGGUGCCCAAGGCCAAUACCGAGGCGGAGGAUUUCCGGGUCCGGCGCGACAAGUAUCUGACGCACCUGCUCGACAUCCUCAAGAAGAGGAUCGCAGAAGGCACGGAUAAGCCCUGCAUCACCGGGAGCAUCCUGAAGGACCCCGAGGCCAAGUUCAACGAUGCCGAGAUCAAGUCGAUUUGCCUCACCAUGGUCUCGGCCGGCAUCGACACGGUCCCGGGGAACCUGGUGAUGGCCUUGGCGUAUCUGGGCUCGGAGGACGGCCAGCGGAUCCAGAAGAUAGCGUACGAGGAGAUCAUGCGGGUCUACCCGGACAACGACGCAUGGGAAAAGUGCCUCGUCGAGGAGAAGGUGCCGUACGUCACGGCGUUGGUCAAGGAGGUCCUCCGCUUCUGGACCGUGAUCCCCAUCUGUCUCCCGCGGAAGAGCAUGCGGGACCUCCAAUGGGGCCCUGCUGUCAUCCCGGCCGGCACGACCUUCUUCAUGAAUGCCUGGGCCGCGGACUACGACGCGGACCACUUCAAGGAGCCAGAGAAGUUUGUUCCCGAGCGGUACUUGGAUCCCGCCCUCGACUCUGGGGGUACUCCUCACUACGGCUACGGCGCCGGCUCUCGCAUGUGCGCCGGCUCUCACCUGGGGAACCGGGAGCUGUACACGGCGUUCAUCCGCAUCAUCACGGCUUUCACCAUCCACCCGGCCGAGAACCCGGCCGACCGCCCGAUACUGAACGCCCUCGAGUGCAAUGCCAUCGCUACGUCGCUCACGACGGAUCCAAAGCCGUUCAAGGUGAGGUUCAAGCCGCGGAACCCAGAGCUUUUGAGGAAAUGGAUCCGAGAGAGCGAGGAGCGGACCAAGGACUUUUGA
Molecule: messenger RNA, 1554 nt
Organism: Thyridium curvatum
Lineage: Eukaryota; Fungi; Ascomycota; Sordariomycetes; Thyridiales; Thyridiaceae
Exons: 3
Coding region: 1-1554 (517 amino acids)
Molecular function (GO): iron ion binding; oxidoreductase activity, acting on paired donors, with incorporation or reduction of molecular oxygen; monooxygenase activity
Source: RefSeq, a predicted model, not a curated record